This is a messenger RNA of Staurois parvus, 363 nucleotides long. Lineage: Eukaryota; Metazoa; Chordata; Amphibia; Anura; Ranidae. The record is from the annotation of a GenBank genome assembly.
ACCAGGGACUGCGGACACAGUCCAGGGGAUGACCAGAGACUGCGGACACAGUACAGGGAAUGACCAGAGACUGCGGACACAGUACAGGGGAUGACCAGACCAGAGACUGCGGACACAGUACAGGAGAUGACCAGAGACAGCCGAUACAGUCCAGGGGAUGACCAGAGACUGCGGACACAGUCCAGGGGAUGACCAGAGACUGCCGACACAGUACAGGGGAUGACCAGAGACUGCGGACAUACUACAUCAUAUAAAGGAGCGCACUAUGGACACAUGCCAGGAAAGGGGAGGAGCUGUAAGGACAGGCCACACCUGCGGACCGGACUGCAGAGCACGGAGAGCAGUACACAGACAUGCCAGGAG